AUUUUGUUGACAAAUUCAAAAGCUCGUAUUCGAGUGAAAACGUUUCACCGUUAGGUCGCGUUUGAUUGCUUGGAGAAAUUCUAUUCAAGGGCGACGUCAAAAGAAUCGAAGGUCGAACGAGGUUGGAAGACGCGACAAGUUAAAAAGCUCUUGUUCGAGUGAAAAUUUCAUUGUCUGCUUGGAGAAAUAUUGUUGAGAAGGGGCAACUGUUAUACGAAAUGUACGCGUUCCCUCCGUCGUCAAACACAGAUAUAUUUUUCGGCGGUAAGCUAUUGAGAAGGUGGUUAAUUUGCCUCCAUGCAACCGUCAGAAGAUCGCAGCGUCGGCCUUCCUCCUCCACGCCAACAGUUCAACUGACCCUCUUCCUCUGUGCGUCUCCGUCCACCGGUGAGAGAGAAAGAAGUGGAAAGAGAGGCAAGAUGCGGUUGAAGAAGCACAAGCGAAACCGGAAGGUGGUGCGAUUUUACUCAACUCGCUAUGGCUUCAGGGAGCCGUUCAAGGUACUGUGCGAUGGCACCUUCCUUCAUCACCUCGUGCUUAACAAGCUCGGUUCUCCUCAGGAAGUACUGUCAUCCCUUCUUUCUGCUCGGACUAUUCUCUUUACUACGAGGUGUAUUAUUUCAGAGCUUAAGCGACUUGGAGAAUCCUUUUCUGAAUCGCUAAAGGGCGCACUUAGCCUCACAAUAACGAAAUGUGAGCAUCCGGAUAGAGUAUCUGCUUCCAGCUGCAUUGAGGCAAUUGUAAAGGACAAAAAUUCGGACCACUUCUUUGUUGCAAGCCAAGAUGCAGAUCUCCGCAAGAAGUUUCGGGAGAUACCAGGUGUUCCUGCAAUAUAUGCAAUUAGAAAUUCUAUGUUCCUUGAUCAACCUUCAGCUUGUCAUCUCCAGUUUGUGAAAACAGCUGAAGAGGAGCGCCUACACAUGAAGGAAUUGGAAGUAGAUAUGAUAAAGGAAAGGGAAAAGAAGAGACUUGCUGACCAAGCUGCAGCAGAUGGUACUGAAAGUUUAGGAGAUGUCACAAAAGGAAGGGGUGUACGCAGCAUGCAUACAAGUUGGACAUUUAAUCAAAAAGAUAAAUCUAUGUUCAAAAGAAAAAGAGCAAAGGGCCCAAACCCAUUAUCAUGCAAAAAGAAGAAGAAUUCAAAAGGUCCUGUUGCUGCUUGAUCAACUGGUUUGUGAAGCAAUACCAAAUUUCAUAUUUGUUGGUAUGGAUUUUGUGAAGCUAUAACUGUACAAGUUUGAUCCAACUUCCAAGUGCUCAAAACUGGAAAUGAGCAAUGCAUCUUGCCUUUCUGAUUCAUGUACUGGAAUAAGUAAGCCACUGUUUUAGACCUUUGAUUGUUAGAUCCAUAUAAAUCUCAGUCCAUGUCUGAAAAGCAUGAUACCUGUACAGAUGUUCUUGAGAAUGGAGACAACUCCUGUAUGGUCAGUUUGUUGAGCAACCACUCAUAUGUAAGAGUUUCAGCUAAUUCUUGGAGCCUGCAGGAAUAUCUGAUUUAUUUAUAUAUAAAGCAUCCAUAGUAGCUUAAUUAGCCAAGGCCCUUAUGUUAAGGAGCCAAUCCAAAAUUCUUCUUAACUUUGAACUUGAAAGGAAAAGCCAAAAAGUGCCCUAGUCGCACACACAGGCAUGCUGUCUGUCUCACAAGAACUCCUUAUAUACAGACUCAAAAACUUGCUUCUAGAAACUGAUUUUAAAAUCUCACCAAUAAAAUCUUCUUGAAUGUCCUUUUUCUGACACCUCAUUUGGCUAACAAACUUAUCGUAUAUAGUCAAGUUCAGAAUUUAACUACAUGAAAAUAACUUUAGGUUAAUUAUUUAUGUGAAACAUGUACAGAUACUGUACAUUAUCUGCAUGUGUUUUGGAUAUAUAGAACAUAGAUUUAAUGCUCCA
Messenger RNA from Nymphaea colorata (pocket water lily), 1890 nucleotides. RefSeq lists its product as uncharacterized. The transcript is spliced from 7 exons. Gene Ontology annotation, molecular function: small ribosomal subunit rRNA binding. The record is from RefSeq and is a predicted model, not a curated record. Lineage: Eukaryota; Viridiplantae; Streptophyta; Magnoliopsida; Nymphaeales; Nymphaeaceae. Gene Ontology annotation, cellular component: nucleolus; small-subunit processome. Bases 219 to 1163 code for a protein of 314 amino acids.